Dendrobium catenatum is the source of this 1035-nucleotide messenger RNA. RefSeq names its product E3 ubiquitin-protein ligase RING1-like. Gene Ontology annotation, cellular component: cytoplasm. The record is from RefSeq and is a predicted model, not a curated record. The coding region runs from base 1 to 1035 and encodes 344 amino acids. The transcript has a single exon. NCBI's taxonomy places the organism in Eukaryota, Viridiplantae, Streptophyta, Magnoliopsida, Asparagales, Orchidaceae. Gene Ontology annotation, biological process: protein ubiquitination. Gene Ontology annotation, molecular function: ubiquitin protein ligase activity.
AUGUCCUCCGCCGAGCCUCCCGCCGGCGGCGAUGAUUCGUCUACGCACCAGUACUUCUGCCACCGUUGCGCCACCGCCAUCCCAAUGGAUCCAUCCACCGGAACCGUUCCUGUAUGCCCCAACUGCCGGAGAAGAUCGAUGGAAGAAUCUGACCAUCCGAGCUCAUCUUAUGCUCCUAGCUCUCGGCCCCUCAAUCCCAUUCCCACCGUUACGUCGUUUCUCGCCGUUUCUCCCUCCACCGGCGCCACCAUCUCUCGCUCCGCGAGCUUCGAAUACCGCCAUUUCGGUGAAGAUUUCGUACACAUUAUAUCGGAUACUGGAUUCUUCAGUCCUCCGUACCCCACCGCUGUACCCGUUCUCAACCCUUUGCCCACUGUCGGAUCAGAAAUUUCCUUCCAGUUUCUCGGUGGAUACAUAGAUAUUUGCUUGAACGAAGGCGCUAUUAUGAACACCACCGACAUCCGGCGUCAAAUCGUGCAACUUCUACAGAUUUAUUCCAAUUUCUUGGCCCGGCAGGCUGCGCCUCUGGCGGCCAUUGCCGCGCUGCCAGAUGUCACUGUGACUGAGGAUCUUCUUCAUUCGGACGGGGCACAGUGCCCUGUCUGCAGAGAAGAUUUCAAGAUCGGGGAGGAGGUGAAGCAGUUGCCAUGUAAGCAUGUAUAUCAUAAAUCCUGCAUUGUACCUUGGCUUGAAAUGCGCAACUCGUGUCCAGUUUGUCGUUCCAAGCUCGAGACUGACGAUCCCAACUCCGAAGAGCAGAGGAGAGCCCUGAAUCCCCUACCAUUGAUUACCGGUAUACAAAUGUCGCGUUCCGGACAGCGGAAUACGGCGGAGCAAACGCCGGGAUCCACGGCGGCGGUAUUUGAAAUUGAACUGCUAUGGCCAGUCGAACCGAGACGAUUCAGGAUCGGGGGUUCAGAGGGUAGGCAGAGGCGGGGAGUUGGUCUAGCUGGGCAAGGAAACGGUGAAAUUUCUAUGGCAAUGAGGCCUCAGGACCAGGAGAGAUUAGAAGAACAGCAAGAAGGUCUUGACUGA